Molecule: messenger RNA, 1359 nt
Organism: Exophiala dermatitidis NIH/UT8656
Lineage: Eukaryota; Fungi; Ascomycota; Eurotiomycetes; Chaetothyriales; Herpotrichiellaceae
Exons: 4
Coding region: 1-1359 (452 amino acids)
Biological process (GO): positive regulation of transcription by RNA polymerase II
Cellular component (GO): nucleus
Molecular function (GO): transcription cis-regulatory region binding; DNA-binding transcription factor activity
Source: RefSeq, a predicted model, not a curated record
AUGCAAGAUUCUCAAAGCUCCGGGACGCUUUUCUUCCUCAACUUCACCGCAGAGCAUUUCCAAGAAGGAGGUCUGCCUCAAGUCUUGGAGGAUGAGAUCACGGAACUCGAGCAGCGCCCCGUGGACGACUUGACGGGAGAAGCCCUCGAUGACGGUCAACUCUAUGGACUUGCCGACGUCCCAUCCCCUCUAUCUCUGAUACUAGCGCACUCACCGUACCACGGCAUCAACAAGACUUUACUCGAGUAUUAUAUUCACGUCCUGUCGCCACAGUGCUCUCUCAGCGAGACCAACAAUCCCUACAUCAAUGUCCUCCUUCCGGUAGCGUACGAAUUCGACCCGCUGCGGAGCGCAUUACUCGCGGCUGCGGCGAACCACCUACGGCUACAUGACGAUCUACGAUUUGAACGACAUGCAUUGGAGUUGAAGACGGCGGCGAUCAAGGGUCUACGCAACCAUCUUCGCACAAAUGCUAUGGAUUGGCAGAGUCUUGCCACCACUCUUAUGUUUUGCUUCUACGAUAUUUCUGAUGGUUGUGCACCAUCGUGGAUUACCCAUUUGAGAAUGGGCCUGCAAAUGCUGACAUACCUCACGACGCGGACGCCUGUCGACGAUAGUCUCAAAGCGUUUUGUGAGAUUUAUUUCGUGGCACACGAAGUCAUGGGUGGGACGGCAUGGUACGGGGGAUCCAACCCGGAUAGUUAUGGUUUUGCUCUCGCCCACUCAGAAGAGAUUGAUCCUUUAAUGGGCUGUUCGCGUGAACUGAUAUCUAUUGUCGGUCAAAUCUCGACUCUGGCCCGCAGAGCCCAUACAACUGAGUCGAUCGUGGAAACAAAUGAUUUUCUGAACGCCCGGAACGACCUAAGGACUAAACUCCGGCGUCUACAGCAGCGCGCGCCGAGUUCGUGUAAGGACCAGCCUCUCCUCAUGCAGAUCGCAGAGGUGAAACGCCUUGCUGCGAUGCUCUACUUGGAAGAGCGGGUACCUCGUCUCACCGCGGACGCCUCGGUGCUGAGUAGCGUCCCUUCACCAAAGAGUCUCGGCAAAAAACGACUAGUUGACUGUAUAGUAUCGUCUCUGCGUCUGCUUCCCGAGACAUGCGCAGCGUCACUGUGGCCCUUGUUCGUCUUGGGCAAUUCGAAACUCGAGUCCGAGGAACAACGCCAUUUUGUGCUCACGAGGCUUGGCCAACUAGAAGAUUCACGCAAACUGGGGAGCAUCUACCACGCCCGGCGGCUGGUCGAGAGGUACAUUGCCGCAAGUACAUUGCCUUCCGCGGGUAUGCGAUCCAAUCCUCUGGGAAACUUGCCACAAGGCAUGGCACUAUCCGAGAACGAGAGAUGGAUCAGCUUGGCAUAA